AACCUACUAACACUACUUAUCACCUGACAAUGAAAUUCUUAUCAUUAGCCGUCAAAACAUUGUGAAACAAAAAGCAAUAUUUUAGUUUUAUUUUUGCACUGUGCAUUAAACUAUUCAGAUAAUCACAGAGAGCUGUUGUGUACGGUUAACAUGUGCAACGACUUGGACUUGUUCUUCAAGCCGAUAGUGUUGGUGACGGGGUUCGGACCGUUCCUGGGGCACCCAGUGAACGCGAGUUGGGAGGCGGUUAAGCUGAUGGACAAGGAGGCGCUGGAGAAGCAGCACAACAUCGAGCUGGUGACGCUGGAGCUGCCGGUCACCUACAGCAACGUCGACGAGUUCGUGCCGGCGCUGUGGGACACGCACGAGCCUAAGCUGAUGAUCCAUGUGGGCGUAUCUCGACUGGCGGAGUGCCUGACGCUGGAGACGCAGGCGCACCGCAAGGGCUACCAGCGGCAGGACUACCUCGAGCAGUGUCCCGCCAACCACUGCUGUGCGGCCCCUGGUGGGGGCGCCGUCAGGCUGCACACGAAGCUGGAUGUUUCCAGGAUAUGUGCUGAGCUCAACCAGGACGAGGAGCUCACUGCCAUUGAGUCCAAGGACGCGGGCCGAUACCUAUGCGAGUACAUCUACUACACAUCUCUAGCCGCCGACAACACGCGCACCCUGUUCGUGCACGUCCCCGACAUGAACGUGUGGGACACAGAGCGCGUCACCAGAGGCCUCGAGCGCAUCGUCUCUCUCUGUCUCACGCAGCUGCGCGAGCGGGACAGCCUCAAUGACACCGCGGGGAAGAUGGCUGAAGUCAGCUUACUAGAUACUAACGAGGUUUAACGAAACGUACUACGUAGGCGACAAACACGGGAACGCGAAGCGGAGCGAUGCCGCGCGAGGUGAAUCAAUCCUUCGAUACCUAUAGAAGUGUCCCACGUGGGCGAUCUCGUUGCGAACGCGAACGCCGUGGGCCCGCCGCGAUGAAUCAUGCUGUCCCUGCACUGCAAAUCUGUCAUUUUCAGUAAAAGGAACCAUGGAACAUUUUCGGAUGAAUACA
Cydia strobilella is the source of this 1051-nucleotide messenger RNA. Its product is annotated as pyroglutamyl-peptidase 1. Gene Ontology annotation, biological process: proteolysis. The record is from RefSeq and is a predicted model, not a curated record. Bases 151 to 834 code for a protein of 227 amino acids. The transcript has 3 exons. Gene Ontology annotation, cellular component: cytosol. Gene Ontology annotation, molecular function: pyroglutamyl-peptidase activity. NCBI's taxonomy places the organism in Eukaryota, Metazoa, Arthropoda, Insecta, Lepidoptera, Tortricidae.